ACAGAUCUGAUGCCCUUCGGCAAGUCGUGUGACGCCAGCGCUUGUGGGAAAAAGGGCAAAACAUUUUAGGGCCGAUCAAAGUAGAGGACAUUUUUUGGUCCUACUUCUGGCGAGGGCACGUUUUACUGGCUAACGUUGGAAAAAGAGGCCUGGAUCGUGAUUCUUUCAAUCGAGAUAUUUUCAGUAGUCCAAGAGGCGGCGUCAACUACGAGUAUUGGACUUGGAGAUCAUUCUGGGGAACGUGGAAGCUCGGCCUCUCCUCACCAAACUCGCACAAGGAGGGGCUGUCCAUGCAUGCGGAACCCUCAAUACAGCGACUUGCAUUGUUUCACAUUUCAACAAGUCGAGGAGAGACAUAAAUCUUACCUAUAAUAAUAAUGAAAAGGGAUGGUUGUUGGCAUCAUGAGAUGUAAUGUUGUGGAGGGAUUGUGGGAAGUAUCUUAAACACUUGGGAUACCAACUUCGCCUGGAGCCUUCGACCUGCAAGAACCCAGACACUCGCAGGAUGCUUGUUGUUGAUUUUACGCACCUCAGAAGCAGAGAUUCAGGCCCAUAUUUGUCUUUCGCAUUCUAUUCCGUUUUUCCAACAACCCUGGCUGUCGAAGCGCAGAUGCCGCGGACUUCGGAACUCGGACUUCUAAGGGUGGCAGUAUUUCCCACGCUCAAAAGGAGAAACCUUUGGAACUUAUGCAUUAUAAAAAUUACCGGGGUGAUUACUGAGCGCGCUGGAUGAAAUGUUGAAGCAUGAUAUAGCCGAAUACGGCAAAGUAUGGCGGACAACAGCCGGUAUGGUACUC
Blastomyces gilchristii SLH14081 is the source of this 797-nucleotide messenger RNA. RefSeq lists its product as uncharacterized. The transcript has a single exon. NCBI's taxonomy places the organism in Eukaryota, Fungi, Ascomycota, Eurotiomycetes, Onygenales, Ajellomycetaceae. Bases 413 to 733 code for a protein of 106 amino acids. The record is from RefSeq and is a predicted model, not a curated record.